AUGGCUAAAGAAAGUGAAAACCCGUUGAAUCCGAUCACUCCAGGAAAGCCGAAAGAUCAAUCCUACCGUCACGUUUCCAAUCAACCAGAGUUUGGAAAACCCUCACCGUUAGGCGGGGGACGCCCUCAAAACCAUCAGUCCAAUCACCCUUUCAACAUCCCUAAACAGAACAGGCCUCGGCCGGAGCACCAUAGACCCCAACAACAGCAACGACCAGGUGCACCCUUCCAUGGUCACCGGCCGCCUACGACACCAGGUGUUGCAGUCUCAACUCCCAGACGCGCCGAGCCCUUUGACCCUUUUAAGCCCGUUCGCCCGUCAGCCUACAACAACUCUCGGUUUUCUCGCCCUGUCCACGAUGAUGUUGUCGCAAUCAAACGCCCGGAAAACUUCACCUUUAACACACCACGGGCCCCCAAAACCUUUUUCGCCUCGAAUGCCUCUGCAAUUAAGGUGUCGAACGCAUCGAAGAACCUUCGGAACUUUGUCGAUCUGACUGGCGAGGGCGGCUUCACGCCCAGUUCCCGAUCGCGCAAUGUUGGUUUUGGAUCAAUGGAUGUGAACGGUUAUGUUGACACAGCUAAAGCAAACGAAAAUAUCAAAGCUCUUCUGGAGGGAGCCUUUGAAGACGAAGAUGAAAAGCAAGAUUCCAAAGCAAAGAACAACAAGAAGAACAAGAACAAGAACAAGAAGAAUAAGGGUAAAAAUAAGAAGGCCGAGACACAAAUCAACAAGAAUACAGAAAGCUCCGAAAUAGAUGAUCUAGCUGCUCAAUUGCAAGGAGUUACUGUUAAUGAGCCCGGCGCUGAAGGCAAUGAUGUGAGCUGUGCAGAAACCGAGGCCGAUCGAUCCAGCGAGGAUACUACCAACAGAGAAGGAGUUGAAGAACAAACAAACAUUCAGGAUAAACACGGUGUCACCGGAGACCUUGAAUCAGAACACGAAGAUGGUGAAGAAGAAGAGGAGGAGGAGGAGGAGGAUGAAGACGAUGGCACAGUGGAGGGCUUAAAAGUCAAACUACUGCCUCAUCAACGAGAGGGAGUGAACUGGAUGCGGGACAAGGAAAUUGGCAAUAGCAAGACUAAGGGUGUGCUUCCGAAGGGUGGAAUCCUCGCAGACGACAUGGGUCUUGGAAAGACCGUUCAAGCCAUAACCUUGAUGCUCACAAACCGGAAACCCAAAGACGGGCGUCGGCGCAUUAUUGAUUCUAAAGAAGAUGAUGACAGUGACAAUGACUCCGAAGGCGAUGGAGGAAAGGAUAAUUCGAAGCUACCCCCCGGGUUGAGCAAGUCUACGUUGGUUGUUGCUCCAUUAGCGUUAAUCAAACAGUGGGAGUCCGAAAUCGCCGACAAGGUCGAGGCAUCCCAUAGACUUCGUGUAUGUGUUUACCAUGGGAAUACUCGAACAAAAGCGACAGGCAAUCUUGAAGAUUACGAUGUUGUGAUUACAACUUAUGGUACUCUGACGUCUGAGCACGGUGCCAUCGACAAAAAGAACAAGAAAUCGGGCAUCUUCUCCGUCUACUGGUACCGAAUCAUUUUGGAUGAAGCCCACACUAUUAAGAAUCGGAAUGCAAAAGCAACCCAAUCUGCUUGCGCUUUGGACGCCGAGUAUCGAUGGUGCUUAUCCGGAACUCCUAUGCAGAACAAUCUUGACGAGUUGCAAAGUUUGAUCAAGUUCCUCCGAAUCAAACCAUAUAACGAUUUAGCAGCCUGGAAAGAACAAAUUACUAAGCCUUUAGCCAAUGGGCGUGGGGCUCUCGCGAUCGAGCGUUUACAAGUUGUUCUGAAGGCUUUCAUGAAGCGGCGCACUAAGGAUGUCUUGAAGCUCAACAAUAACCCCAAACCCAACGAAGCAGCUCCCGGUGGAGGGCAGAAAAAAUCAUCUGGCUUCCACAUCGUCAAGCGAGAGGUGAUCAAGGUUUCGGCGGAGUUUACACCGGGUGAGCUGAACUUCUACAAGCGCCUCGAGCAGCGAACCGACAAUAGCCUUGAAAAGAUGAUGGGUGGCUCUAAGCUCGACUACGCUGGCGCAUUGGUACUGCUAUUGCGUCUCCGACAGUCCUGUAACCAUCCAGACUUAGUGAAAAGUGACCUUGCUAAAGAUAAAGAUAUUCUUCUGCAGAAUGGUAUCUCGGGAAGCCAACCCGCAGCCGGGAAACAGGAUGAUCUGGACAGUAUGGCAGAUCUUUUCGGUGCUCUUAGUGUUGUCUCGAAGAAGUGCGACAUCUGCCAAGCCGAGUUGGGCCAAAAGGAGACGAAAGCCGGUGCUAGCAGGUGCGGUGAGUGUGAGACAGAUCUAAACGUUAGUUUUGCCGGUAAUCACAGCGACAAGAAAAAGCGUCAUUCAGACCAAGACGUUGUGGACCUUACGGAAUCACCCUCAAAUCGGCGAUCAGAGGCUCAAGUUGCACGGUCCCGAAGAAAUAGAAAGGUAGUCGUGGAUAGCGACGAUGAAGAAGACGAUGGCGAGUGGCUCGUCCCCGAAGAUCAGCGUACGAUGCCAGAUCUUGGAAAGGCUGGGGGAUCGGAUGAUGAAGAUGCAGAAGGAGGUGGUGAUUGGAUCGGCUCAGAAGACUCUGAAACUGACUCGGACGAUGAAGGUGGCCCUGAGUCGCCAACCCGCAACCGUAUGGGUGCGAGAAAACAGGCUAAUGAAUCGGAUGAAGACGACAUCUAUCUUAAUCCUGGCGAUGAAGACAACCAGGUGCUUCCUUCAACAAAGAUCCGGCAUCUCAUGAAAAUCCUCAGGCGAGAGUCUGCAGACUACAAAUUCAUUGUAUUCUCGGUCUUUACGUCAAUGUUGGACAAGAUUGAACCGUUCCUUCAGCGCGCGGGCAUUGGAUUUGCACGUUAUGAUGGUGGCAUGCGAAAUGACUUCCGAGAGGCCAGUCUGAACAAACUGAGGAACAAUAGUGGGACAAGAGUCUUGCUUUGUAGUUUGCGAGCUGGUGCACUGGGACUGAAUCUUACGGCGGCCAGUCGGGUGGUUAUCUUGGAGCCAUUCUGGAAUCCUUUCGUUGAGGAACAAGCUAUUGAUCGUGUCCAUCGUCUAAACCAAACUGUCGAUGUCAAAAUCUACAAACUUAUCAUUAAGGAUACAGUUGAAGAGCGAAUUAUUAACCUUCAAGAGCGCAAGCGUGAGCUCGCUAAUGUCACCAUCGAGGGCAAGACUGCUGCGGCCAAGCUUACCAUGAACGACAUGAUGGCCCUCUUCGGCCGGGAUGCGGAAUCGCGCUUCACAGGGGAACGUGGCAACAUCGACCUUACACAAUCCACACGAUUAUUGAGCGCUGCCGAUGAAAACAACUCUUCAAAUUCCCAGUCCUCUGAUAAACCGAGGACGCAGGCAUCACACUCCAGCUCACGCGAUCGAAACCGGCAGCCAGAGAAACGGGCAGGGCCCAGAGGUGAAGAUUCGGUCUUCGGAAGACGGUGGUAA
Aspergillus bombycis is the source of this 3441-nucleotide messenger RNA. Its product is annotated as putative SNF2 family helicase/ATPase. NCBI's taxonomy places the organism in Eukaryota, Fungi, Ascomycota, Eurotiomycetes, Eurotiales, Aspergillaceae. The record is from RefSeq and is a predicted model, not a curated record. The coding region runs from base 1 to 3441 and encodes 1146 amino acids. Gene Ontology annotation, cellular component: cytoplasm. Gene Ontology annotation, molecular function: ATP binding; ATP-dependent chromatin remodeler activity. The transcript is spliced from 2 exons.